GGAAAGGACGCUUACUUUGUUCUUUCAUUGACUGAAAACCCCAACUAACUUCUCAUCAUUAUAUUUUCUAAUCAUCAAUUAUCCACUAACUACUUAUAUCAUAGCUUUGUUGGAUAAAAAACUGGUUUUAUAGAAAUUUGAAUGAAUCCUUAUUGAUUACAUUUGGACUUCAAAGUCUGCAGAAUGAAUCUCUGGCUCUAUUUUUAAGAAUGUUUUUUAUUAAUUAUUAAUCAGGAAUUAUAAACAAUAUUUACCAAAACAAAUAGUGAAUAAAACAAAUUAUGGCUUUUAAUGGUAAAUCUGUAAUGUCAUUGAAGGAGUUUUUCCUGAGGAAACAAGUUUUAAAAUUGUAUAAAGAUAUACUUUUAUGUAUUCGUGAAGUUCCUUCUUUAGAAGAUCAGAAAGAACUGAGAGAGUGGGUGAGGAGAGAUUUCAAAGCCAAUAAAUAUCACCAAGAUCAGUAUGCAAUCAAAUCGCUUCUCAAGUAUGGUGAAAGAUCGUUAAAAGAAUUACGUCAAAAUUUGCAGUUUACAAGAGCCCAGAUCGCUGGAGCAAUAAGAGUGAUCAGAGCUGCGAUUUCACAGCAUCUAUAGUGACAGUGCCAGCAGUGAUCAUCACUGUUGGAGUACAGUGAUUUUACAGCGCCAACAGUGACUGUCACCGUUGGGGCGCAGUGAUUUCACAGCGACUACAGUGACCGUCACUGUUGGAAACUAAAUACAAAUGUGGCCAGAUAUUAUCUUAAAUUUGAAUGAUGGGAUUGCCUAGUGAAUAAUAUUGCUGGUCUGGAGUUACAAACAGUUUAAAAAAAUUAUUGUGGGUAAGUUAAAAUAAUUGCAAACAGAUAGAUAUUUUCUUUAACGACACCAGUUCGAAUGGGCCAUAGUAGCUUACAAUGUAUUUUGUGGUGGACCCACUGAAUAAACCUCGAACUUUCCUUCCUGGUUAGAAUAGGUUUGAGUAUAUCUCUAGAACAAAUCCCCUCCCCCCAUAUGCCCGAAAUGGCAAGAUAGGGCUAUCACGAGUUUGAAGCUGGCCUGGGAAGGUUGAAAUUUAUUUCAUGGCAGACCCACAGAAUGAAUCAUGACCUCACUCUGGUUAGAAUAGGUUAAGUCGUAUCUACAAAAAUUAAAUAAUAUUAUAAAUAAAAACAUGAGAGCUGUAUCAUUUUGCCCUGGACCUUGGCUCAGCUUACUGCAACCCUGCUAAUAAUAUUAGGCAAAUUAGGUCCAGAAUAAGUAUUCCAAGAUUUGCUUCAUUCCAAAAGACCAAUAAUUUGGAGUUUGACCUACUUAUAUUGAAAUUUAAUGGAUGCUACGCUGAACUGAGUAAUUAGAACUUUUACAAAGAAAAUUAGAUUUUUCAAUUCAUAAAGAAGUGUUUUUGUGAAACAUCUACAGUAAGAAAAAUUUGUCCUCUAAUGCAAAAAUAAGGCACUACAGUACAGUAGUCCUGCACCAGUGAUACUGUAUAGUAUGGAAACAGUUAGCCUUCCGAGCCUAGAGAUAUUCCUGAAGGUUGAGAGGGAAAUUCUGAGGAGGAUUCACGGACCCAAAAUAACGCAAGAGGAAUAUAGGCGAAAAUCCAAUGAAGAAAUAUAUAUGAGAAGGAGUUGGUCAGGAGGUGCGGUCAAAUCAAUACUAAACUUUUAGGGGAGAAGGGCGAGACGAUGGAGAAAAUUGACUAAGAGCGAGAGGAACAGUCCAGGAGGUUGAAGGAGUAUUGGAGUAGGAGGGCGGAAGGUGUGAAGAAGAACAAGAAAUGAUAUUCGUGUGGUCUUUGCUGGCCGAUUCGAGUAAAAAAAUUUUUAAUGUGAUUUUUCCUCAAAUCUUUAGAUUAAGUUGAUUAGCGUUUUAAAAUUAUCUAGAUAUAAAACACUGAAGAAAAAUACAAAGGCAGUUAACAAAUAAAACCAUUUGAUAAUAAAGAGUUUAAUUUUCAGUUAUUGGAGGAUUCAAUGUUAACAAUAAGAACAGUAUUAUCCUAAAUAAAUAUGCAUACUAGUUAAAAAUUUACACUUUCAUCAGAUCACACUGAGGUAAAGAGCAUUGUGAUUGUGUAAAAAAUAAGUAGUAGUGUUCCUAAAAUAGUAACACACAGUGAUAUUGCUUGUCUUACAGAAGACACUGGUACUUUUGAGGAUAAAAAUAUGUCAAGUGUUGCUCUUAUAAUAUGUUGUCCAUCAAAGUAAAAACAGGGAAUGAUAUUCAAAAUAGCAAUACCAGAUGAGAAAAUUGUAAUGAAUUGGCAUAGUUUAGUGAGAGCAUCUGGCAGAGAUGAAGGUAGAAAUGAGUAAAGGCUAAUAAAAUCGGAGGUUUUGACUGAGUUAUAAAUUUCUGAUGGGCCACCUAGGUACAGUACAACAGGUCCUUUAGCCCUAUAAAUUCUUAUUAGCUUAGUAGAAUUCUCAAGUGAAGGUCUAAAACAAUGAAGAGAUGGAAGACAAUCAGAAGCAGAAAGGCAUGUAGAUGAAGAUAGCUCAACAACUUUUCUUGCGAAUAAACAUGAAUGCUGAGGUAACGGAAGAGGUUCAGACUCACUUCCAACAUAUUCAAAGCAUAAGUGAUGAGGACUAUUGUUACUGCAGCACUCAAUAACACUCUCUGAAAGAUGUUUGGCUGAAACAUA
Molecule: messenger RNA, 2628 nt
Organism: Nezara viridula (southern green stink bug)
Lineage: Eukaryota; Metazoa; Arthropoda; Insecta; Hemiptera; Pentatomidae
Source: the annotation of a GenBank genome assembly